AUGCUUCCACUCGAAGUUAACGAUUUUUUCUUUGACAAUCAUUUGAUGUUUCCAGCUAAACGAUGUGAAGCCGACUGGUGGGUAGAACAAAACCUGCCCCUGGACGCCUAUCAUCUUGCCUAUUUGAAACCAAAAAAAUCUGCACCCGUUCCAGUGAAGCCAGUCACCAAGGUCGCUCCCUUCACUGCCAAAUUUGACGUGAGCAACUUUGAUCCGUUCGAGGUGUCAGUGAAAGUGGAUGGCAAGUACCUCACUGUGGAGUGCACUCGAGAACGCAAAGCUGACAAUGGUCACUUUGAGUAUGGACACUUUGUGAAGAAGGUGCCCAUUCCUGAUGAUUGUCUCACCGAGCACAUGCACUGCAAACUGCACCAGAAUGGACUGCUGCUCAUCGAGGCACCACAAACUCAAAUGGAAGCACAAGUGGAGACAGCAAAGGUAGACAACAUUUCCGAAGAGAAGAUGGAAGUGGAAGUGCAGACUCAGUCAACUGAAGCAGAACCGGUCACUGAGCCGCCCAAACUCAAAGAAAGCCAACCUGAAGUGGUCAUCGAAGACAUUGGACCGGAAAUCUAA
Molecule: messenger RNA, 576 nt
Organism: Rhagoletis zephyria (snowberry fruit fly)
Lineage: Eukaryota; Metazoa; Arthropoda; Insecta; Diptera; Tephritidae
Source: RefSeq, a predicted model, not a curated record